This is a messenger RNA of Camellia sinensis, 2894 nucleotides long. The record is from RefSeq and is a predicted model, not a curated record. NCBI's taxonomy places the organism in Eukaryota, Viridiplantae, Streptophyta, Magnoliopsida, Ericales, Theaceae.
ACCAAGACCUAGUAGUGGUCCUCAGCACCAGGCAAUCUUUGCCCAUUCCAUUCUUCUCUCAAAUCUCAGCGCCCUCCCUUUUCUCGUGUAGACUGCGCACACAGCCUAAAACCCCUCCUCGUCUCUCUCUCUCUUCAGGCAUUAGUUUCGCUCUCUCGCUCUCUCGUUGCGCCAUUUUGGGGGAUUGAUUGUUCUUCGUUCGUUACUCAGAUCGUUGGUGCUGAGUCUCGCACAAACUGUAAGUCUCUUAAGUAAGUCGAUGCUUGCAAAUUGUGACUCUGAUUCUCUUUGUGAAGAGAGGAAAAAUUAAUCAUGGCUUCAAGAUCAAUUCUACGGAGAAGGAAGUUUGUCUCUGAUUACCUUAAUGUCUCUGCACGCUCAAUUCGAAGUUUUCAAAGUCUUGGUCAUGGACAAUCCAAUCAGUAUGUGGAUUCUCGUGGUUUGAGCUCUGGUGCAAAUCAUCCUUCUGGAGAUAUUUUUUGCAUAAAGGAUGGGGAUGCAGGUUCAGCUGUGAAUGAGGAUUUACUAAAAUUUUCGGCAUUGGGAAUCUUUAAGCAUAGAUGCUAUGGAGUUACGGCAUCCGGUCAUGUGAAUGGAAGAUCACAAUUUAUUCUCCCCAUGGGGAUGAGGUUGAUGCCGCAAUCUAUACAUUAUGCUUCGACAGCCACGGCAGGUAAGCCUGACUUGGGUAGCGAUGAUGAAGAUAAGGAGGAACUAGUUGCUGAAAAGAGAAAAGAAGCAUCUCCGGAGGAAUGUGAUCAAGCUGUUGAAGGUCUGAGUACUGCAAAGGCCAAAGCUAAAGCCAAACGAUUGCAAGAAUCUGAAAAGGUUGCUAAGUCUGCUUUACAAAGAGUAUGGGCCACACUCCUGGGGAUUGGUCCAGCUUUGAGAGCUGUUGCUUCGAUGAGCAGGGAAGAUUGGGCAAAGAAGCUAAGUCAUUGGAAAAAUGAAUUUAUAUCAACACUGCAACAUUAUUGGUUGGGUUGUAAGCUACUGUGGGUUGACGUGAGGAUCAGUUCAAGGUUGCUGCUUAAACUUGCUGGUGGGAAGAGUCUCACCAGGAGGGAGAGGCAACAGCUAACCCGAACCACAGCUGAUAUUUUUAGACUAGUUCCAUUUGCUGUUUUUAUCAUUGUCCCAUUCAUGGAAUUCUUGCUCCCAGUUUUCUUGGCGGUAUUUCCCAACAUGUUACCAUCAACAUUUCAAGAUAAAAUGAAAGAACAGGAAGCAUUGAAAAGGAGGCUAAAUGCAAGAAUAGAAUAUGCAAAAUUUCUCCAGGGGACUGUUAAAGAAAUGGCGAAGGAAGUCCAAAGCUCACGGAGUGGAGAAACUAAGAAAACAGCUGAAGAUCUCGAUGAAUUUUUGACCAAGGUUAGAAGAGGUGCUGGUGUCUCUAAUGAGGAAAUUUUGAGCUUUGCUAAGUUGUUCAACGAUGAACUCACACUGGAUAAUAUUAGCAGGCCUCGGUUAGUGAACAUGUGCAAGUAUAUGGGAAUUAAUCCUUAUGGAACAGAUGCAUAUUUGCGGUUUAUGCUUCGAAAAAGAUUGCAAUGGAUAAAGAACGAUGAUAAAAUGAUACAAGCGGAGGGUUUGGAGUCUCUUUCAGAAGCUGAACUUCGUGAAGAUUGUAGAGAGCGAGGCAUGCUUGGUUUACUUUCAGUUGAGGAAAUGCGCCAACAGCUUCGUGAUUGGUUGGAUUUAUCUCUCAAUCACUCAGUACCAUCUUCACUUUUGAUCCUCUCCAGAGCCUUCACUGUUUCUGGAAAGUUAAAGCCGGAGGAAAUUGUUGGGGCUACAUUGUCUUCACUUCCAGAUGAGGUUGUCGAUACUGUUGGUGUCGUAGCCUUGCCAUCUGAAGAUUCUGUUUCAAAAAGGAGAAGGAAAUUGGAGUUCCUUGAAAUGCAAGAAGAACUCAUCAAGGAGGAACAAGAGAAAGAAGAAGAGGAGCACGCUAAGAAGAAGGAAUCUGCUGUUGGCGAAGAGGAUGUGGCUUUGAAAGAAAUGGUCAUUCCGACAGCAAGAGAAGCACAAGAUCAAGCUAGAGAAAGAACUCUGGAAAAACAAGAGCAUCUUUGCGAACUCAGUCGAGCUUUGGCUGUUUUAGCUUCUGCAUCUUCAGUCAGUAGAGAACGUGAAGAGUUCCUGAGGCUAGUAAACAAAGAGAUAGAACUCUACAAUAGCAUGGUAGAUAAAGAAGGUACAGACGAAGUAGAGGCCAUGAAGGCAUAUAAAGCUGCACGGGAGGAAAGUGACCAGGCUUCGGACUUUGCCGUACAUGAUGAUGAGGUUUCAUCAGCACUCGUAGAUAGGGUUGAUGCUAUGCUUCAAAAGCUCGAAAAGGAAAUUGAUGAUGUAGAUGCUAAAAUUGGUGAUCGGUGGCGGCUACUUGACAGAGAUUAUGAUGGCAAAGUAACUCCCGAGGAGGUGGCAGCUGCGGCUACAUACUUGAAGGAUACUUUAGGCAAGGAUGGGAUCCAAGAACUCAUCAGCAACCUUUCCAAAGAUCCAGAAGGGAAGAUCCUUGUUGAAGACAUUGUUCGAUUGGGUAGUCGAGCAGAAGAUGGCAGUACGGCUGAAGUCGAGGGGAGGUAGAGGAUAACAGUAUUCCCGUUUUGUCUGGCAUUCAAUAUCUAGAUGGCACUACCCAGGUGAUAACUCUCCCUAGUGAUAUAUAGAGAAGUGUAAUUCUUUCUAUCAGCCUAAUGAAAACAAUGUGUUUUCUAGUGCUGUAAAAAAUAGUUGAUAGGCCAAAACACAUACUAUGUAAACGCACCAGUGCCUAGUGUACAGAAGACAUAAGAAACGAUUUUCCAAACAUUAUAUUCUAUGCUUCAUACCAAGAUAAUGCGGUUCAUCUUAUGUGCCAAAAUUAUUUGAAAUCUGAAUUUAAAAUA